This is a messenger RNA of Penicillium angulare, 1773 nucleotides long. Its product is annotated as glutamyl-tRNA(Gln) amidotransferase subunit PET112. The coding region runs from base 1 to 1773 and encodes 590 amino acids. The record is from RefSeq and is a predicted model, not a curated record. NCBI's taxonomy places the organism in Eukaryota, Fungi, Ascomycota, Eurotiomycetes, Eurotiales, Aspergillaceae. Gene Ontology annotation, molecular function: glutaminyl-tRNA synthase (glutamine-hydrolyzing) activity. Gene Ontology annotation, biological process: glutaminyl-tRNAGln biosynthesis via transamidation; mitochondrial translation. The transcript has 4 exons.
AUGCUCCGGCCAUGGCUCAACAGUGGCGCACGUCGCUGCCUCGGUCGACUAAACCAUCCAUUAAGACCGUUACUCAUCCAUCCAACCAAUUUAUCCUCCCUCCGCAAUCUCCACGCUACAAGUGACCGCAUCCCUCUCCGCAAACAACUCAAACAAGAAGCCAAGAGUCUGAAAUCCCAGAAAAAACAACGCAAAGAGAACGAGGAGGCAUCAAGACAGACAUGGGAGCUUACAGUUGGGGUGGAAAUCCAUGCCCAAUUGGAUACGGCUGCAAAAUUAUUCUCUAGAGCGGCUACAUCUUCAAGCGAUGCCCCCAAUUCAAAUGUCGCCUUGUUCGACCUGGCAUUCCCAGGUAGUCAACCAGAAUUCCAAGCAGCUACUCUCCUCCCAGCCCUCCGUGCUGCGAUCGCCUUGAACUGUGAAGUCCAACGUGUCAGCCGGUUUGAUCGGAAACAUUAUUUCUACCAAGACCAGCCGGCGGGGUAUCAGAUCACUCAAUACUACGAACCCUUCGCACGAAAUGGCCACGUCGAUUUAAAUGACUACGACGGUAUCGCGCCUGAGGAUGGUGAACGGGUCCGCAUAGAUAUCAAGCAGGUCCAAUUGGAACAGGAUACCGCCAAAUCCCAGGAAUACCCUCCCUCGACUCAGCUCAUCGAUUUCAACCGUGUAUCUCACCCACUUAUUGAGAUUAUUACCAUGCCGCAGAUCCAUACCCCUGCGACCGCUGCAGCCUGUGUCCGAAAGCUACAAUCGAUUCUGCAAGCAUGCGGGGCUGUCACAACUGGAAUGGAGCUUGGUGGUCUGCGUGCCGAUGUUAAUGUGUCGAUACGGCGCCGCGGCGAGGGACCAGGACACUGCCAGUAUGACGGCAUUUCUGGGCUAGGCCAGCGCACUGAGAUCAAAAACUUGAGCAGUUUCAAGGCGAUAGAGGAUGCUAUCAUUGCCGAGAAAAACCGCCAGAUCAGACUACUGGAAAGCGGCGGUGUUGUCGAGGGUGAGACGCGAGGAUGGACCAUUGGUAGCACUGAAACUCGCCUUCUCCGAGGCAAAGAGGGUGCCGUCGACUACCGCUACAUGCCUGAUCCUGACGUUCCUCCACUAGUUAUUGGUGAGGAUGUGAUCGCUCACCUUCAGGAAACCCUGCCUACUUCUCCUGACGCAUUACUUGUGCAACUGACGGGCCCCGACUAUGGCCUCUCAAUUGAGGACGCCAAACCCUUGAUCGAGUUGGAUGACGGUGCUCGUCUCGAGUAUUACCAAGAUGUCGUAGACAUUCUCUGUGUAUUACACGGCGAUCUGGAUAAAUCCUCACAGGUCGUUCUCGCGCGAAUGGCUGGAAACUGGGUACUCCAUGAAUUAGGUGGUCUCUUGACUAAAGCAGACCGGUUCUGGGAUGCGGAGAUUGUCCCGGCCCGGUCUCUCGCUGAGCUGGUCAAUCAUCUGCAAAUGAAGAAGAUUACUGGACCCACGGCGAAGCAGGUACUAGCGAUGAUUUUCGAAGGAGAUCUUCGGCCAUUACCCCAACUAUUAGAAGAAGAUAAUCUUCUGCUUCGGCCCUUAUCGCGCGAGGAGUACCUGACCUUGGCGAAAUCCGCCAUUGCUCAGAACCCGAAGAUGGUUGAACAGAUCCGUAGCAAAAAUCAACUGGGGAAACUCGGUUGGUUCGUGGGGCAGAUGAUGCGCACGGGCGAGAAGGGCCGUGUUGAAGCGCCCAGGGCGGAGGAGGUUCUCCGUGAACUAAUCCUGAGCGAAGAAGCAAAUACUGUAUGA